Molecule: messenger RNA, 3777 nt
Organism: Closterium sp. NIES-67
Lineage: Eukaryota; Viridiplantae; Streptophyta; Zygnematophyceae; Desmidiales; Closteriaceae
Source: the annotation of a GenBank genome assembly
CCGGAAAUUAGGGCGUUCUUUUCCUCCAAUCAGGGCUUGCGCUCUUAGUGGCAAGCAGGAAUCGCAGGGCCCUUGCGUGCUGAAGUCAGCUGUGGGCAAUGAAUGAUGCUCAGCUGAGCACUUAGCAAGGCUUGCCAUGCCAGCUGGGCAGAGUCAAGCACUGGCAUCCCACGGGUGCGCCGUCCGUCGUUACCGUCCCAAAAAAGCAGUAGCCAGAUGACCAAGGGAGAUGCGGCGGUGUCGUGACCGCCAGCUAAACAUGUGGCAGUCGUCGUGACGAGCAAGUGUCUCGAUUGUAGGGUUUCGUCCCAGUCACAAAUUGGCCGCUGACUUGGCUCCCUUUCAGUGGCUGCGUCCGAGAAGGAUGCUUUCAGUGCGCCUAACCUCCCUCCCUCCCCGUUCCAGCCUCUUUCCGUCGCACGCCGACUGCCGCGCGAGACUCUUGUCCGUCGCACGAACACCACACAGGUGCACAACAGAGAGUCUAGGGUUGCGUGAUGGCAGAAGCUCGGUUUCGCGCAUCGCUUAAGGAACGGCGCGCGGAUAAACGGGGGGAGCGGAUAGACGGGGGGAGCGGAGACACCGUGGGAGGAAACGGGGGAACCGCGGAAUUUCGGGGGCCCACACACGUGAGGUCACUCACGCUCAUGGGGGGUUGCCCGCCCGCUCUUUCAGGGGAUCGUCUUCCAUCGGCUCCGGGCGAUGUCGUCGCCCUGGAGGAACCAGCAGGCCUCCUCUAGUUCAGCGGUGUAGAUAAUCCCUAGAGAAAAUACGAAGGAGUGUAUACCAGUGGUAAGUAGGUUUGGUCGUCUGCGUCGCCGCUAGCGGGAUCCUCGCACCACUUGUUCCCUGCUACUUGUCCGAGAUUCCUACUUUCCAACUCUCGUCAAAACGCAGUCGUUCCUAAAAUUACUUCUCAGAACGUUCGGAAAGCUCUCGAAAAGUUCAUCGCCGGUUGCUAGUCGGCUUACCAGAGGGACAACUUGACCCUUGAUGUGGAAUUUCCUCCACACCUUUGAACUAGCCUUCUUUUCAGAGCUCUUGAAACCGAGACGCGAGCUUGUGUUGUUACUGUACCAGGUCAACUUGACCCCUGCAGUGGAAUUCCCUCCACACUUUUGACGUAGCCGUUUUUCAGAGCCCUUGACUCGAGGUUCGAGCCCUUGAAUUGGAAUUGUCUAUCCUCUCGCCUCUUCGCAAAAGCGAGGAUAGUUUCUGAUGGAAGUUUGUCUUGGAGGAGCACUUGAAAGUUGAAACGAGAGCUCUGGCCUGGGCUUCUGCUAGCAACGAUAAGCUCUACAACCCCACUUCAUCUGAGCUUCUAUUCUGAGCGAUAUGCUCUAUCCCCUUCGCCUGCGUGAGCCUGUUAGAGCCUGUGAUUCUUGUCAGCCACCUCAGCAUAUCGCCUCUUCCAGCUUGUUGGUUGGAGCUUCCAGCCUGAUCCGAUAAUAGCCUGAGUCUCAAAACCUCCGUCUCAGAUUAAUCCGUGAUCUUUCUAACUCCGUAACGUGCGGAAACGCCGUGACGUUUGAGUUGGUGGUUCUUCAGUCUCGUUACCAAUCACCUCAGGUAUAAUGAGGUCUAUUAUGUUAACUUUAGGAGUGAGAAAGAAGAAUUCCGGUGGCACUAAGGAGAGGAGUAGGCGCGUCACUGGAGCGCUUUGGAAACCAGAGGAAGACAAGAUUUUACUGGACCACGUGGCAAGGCAUGGCACAAACAAGUGGAGACUUAUCAAGUCUAUGGGUCUUCUGCCCUCACGAAACCACAAGUCGUGCUGUAACCGCUUCAUCGUGCUGAAAAGAAAGCUGUCCAGGCUCCAGCAAACGACGGCACGUAUGGACUUCGCCGAUUUUGAGGCCUUUCAUCAGCUGCACCAGCGUAUGGCACACAGGGACAUGCCUGAUUGUGGGAUGUCGCAGAAUCUGCACCAGAGCUCGGCACACACGGACAUGGAUGGGAAGGCGAUGAUGGCUGAGAAAUUGCAGACGAUGAGGACGAUUGCAGAACAGAAAAAUUCAAAAGAAAGUUCCGAUCGACUUCUCACCACCUCAUCGUAUCAGCAUCAGUACACUGCAGCAUGGGACAUGGCCGAGAGAAUGAUGAUGCCGAUGGAACCUGAGAUUCAAGCAGCGACAACAGUAACGAGUCAACUCAUUAUGGGGGAUGAAGAAGAAGCAGCAGCAGCAGCAGCAGCAGCAGCAGCAGCAGGAGCAGGAGCGGGGGUGCUUGAAAUUGCGAGCCCAACAGCCAUGGACUCCCAAUCCCCAUGCUCAUUUGAGCAUAAAAUUCUAGCAAUGCCAAAUUUUCCAACAACGCAGCAGCUCCUCUCAUCAUCACUCCUCCCAUCAUCUCUGUCUCAACCCCUUCUCCACGCCACGUCAGAUCCCUCAGCCUCGCCCCAUGUCCCACCCAUGGCAACUCUCCUCCCCCCUCCAUCUCCCACUCUUCCUCAUCAUCGCCCUCUUCCUCAGGAAGGAAUUGACAUUAACACCUUUUCACUGGUGGGCUCACCUAUGCAGGAACUGAAGCAGAUUGAAGCCUUUCUACUGGGUGCAUUGCCUUCUCAGCAGGGCAAUGCCUAUGGUCUGUUCAACAUUUGCAGCAGCUCGCAAUCAGAAAUGGAGCAGAUGCCACUUGACUCUGCGGCUGCAGUUAACAGGACUCACAGAUUUGUCUGUACAGAUUUUACUGACGCGAGUACAUGUCCACCGGUUGCGGAUGUUGCUGCUGAUGCUGACUUUCCCAACUUUGCUGGUGCGCUCUCUGCUGGUGCGCUCUGUGCUGGUGCCGUGUCUGGUUCAGCUGACACACGCGAUGCUGAUGCGGUUUCGAAUGGAGGUUUGAGGUGCCUCGAAGCUGUCUGUCAUGGUGGAGCUGAUCCCUGCUGCAAUGCUGACAUUGUGCUCUCAAGUGCUGGGCCUGAUGUGGUCGCUGCUGCUGCUGCCUCUGCAGUGGAUGCACUCGCUCCAAUGGCUGCUGACACCGCGAGGGAUGCACUCGCUGCACUGGUGGCUGACACCACGGCAUUGUCCCGCCUAAUUGAGGCUGAGAUGAGGAGAAUCGACGAUACCCUGCUGCAGUUAGCUCAUAUGCCCAAACUUGCAACCGAAUUUUCAGCCGAAAUUUCUCCUGAAUCUUCACUCGCAUCAGCUCUGGAGGGCCAGACUUCUUUGGAAUUGACUCGAGGGCUGUUACCAUGGUCCUCUCUCCAUCCGGCAAGCACAGUGCAAUCUCCGCAUCUUGCAAGCACAGGGCAAUCUCCGCAUCUUGCAAGCACAGGGCAAUCUCCCCUUCCAGCAAGCACAGUGCAUUCCGCCGCACCAAUUUUUACGUCACGGCCAGCAGCAUUGCUGUCAGGUACUUCCUCUUGGUUUCAACCACCGCUGGCACCAGCUACUGCUGCUUCUGCUGCUGUGGCUGGUGCUGCGCUUGCUACUGUUUUUUCCACUCCUGCUGCUACCGCUGUGCUUUAUCCACUGAGCUGCAUCUCUCUCCCAAAGAUGCGCCCCGCUGAGGCUGACCGUUUGAAGCCAGAUGAACUGUUUGAAGCGAGGUGCAAUGGGUCGAUAUGCAGGGUGAGUUACCAGUAGAUGGCAUGCCAUGGCGUGGCAUGCCACAUCGUUCGAUGACUAGUAUCGCAUGCUCAGGUUGAUGGCAUGGUUCUACCGUAUUUUGCCACAUGUUUUAUUGCAUGAUUUAUGCUCUGGCUGGGCAUUUCAGGUACCAUGUACAAUAUGUGCAUAAUAACAAUUUCUGUAUGAUGGAUAUAAUUUUUCU